This is a messenger RNA of Ylistrum balloti, 2211 nucleotides long. RefSeq lists its product as uncharacterized. Bases 1 to 2211 code for a protein of 736 amino acids. Gene Ontology annotation, molecular function: metal ion binding. The transcript has a single exon. The record is from RefSeq and is a predicted model, not a curated record. NCBI's taxonomy places the organism in Eukaryota, Metazoa, Mollusca, Bivalvia, Pectinida, Pectinidae.
AUGGAGCCCCCGCCAGCAUCUGACCCUAGCUGCACCACACCUCCGCUGUCCCAAAUCAUAUGCUGCAAACUGUGCUUCAGCGUUUACAAAAGUCCCAAGCUUCUUCCGUGCCUUCAUAGUUUCUGCUGUUUGUGCCUGUCCAACCACUGUGAUAGCAAUGUCUCGGAGGGCAGAGCUACAUCGUGUCCUUCAUGCUCUGAACCUUUCGAACUGCCUGUGCAAGGCGUUGCCAGUUUACCAAAUAAUGUGGUGCUACAGAGAGCAAUUUUGUCCAAUGUCAAUCAGAUCACAAUAAAAUCGCCUACACAACAAAGAAACCGUUCAAUUAAGAAUUCUAACUCGCUGACAUUUAGUGAAACGUCAGAGGCAUCUGGAACAGAUUGCAAGGAUUUCCCUUCAAACAGGGGCAGUACAGGUAGCAUUGACACAGGAAGGGUUCUUCCUAAAGAAAACUCUUCCGAAGAUGCUGAUAGCUCUCAGUGCAGAAACGCUAAUGAAAUUGACGAAGUGUUCAAUGAUAAUUCCACAGAACAAAAAGAAAAUGCUACACUACAGUGUAAACUAACGAAACAGAACUCGAUUUCGACCUUAUACGACAAGAAACAAACGCCAAAUCAAUCAAAUCUUACAUCUCCUUCUACAGAAACAGACGUUUCUUUGUUCCAGCAGGAACAUCAGAAGAUGGUAAAAAGUUGCUCCGAGUUCAGUAACUUUUCAAUAGGAAGUCUGAAGUUUGAACCUCCGCAGGAUUACGCAGAUAUAACAGAUCAUUAUACACAGGAUGAUACACAAGUUCUCUCGUCGGCAAACCACGACCCUAUUAUAGAAGAACAAAAACAACGUGACCGUAUCAAAGACGAAUUGGCAAGCUUUCAAACUGAGGCACUCGCUAUCGUUUACUCCAUCGAUAAUUUGAAUAAAGAAAAGGACCGAUGGAACCAACAGAAACAGAACCUCCAAAACCGAAUUCAACAAAGGUCAGCUCAACUACAAGACUUGAUAAAAGGUUGGGAACGACAACUCCUGCUUCAGGUUGAAGCUCAUUGGCAUGAUAUCAAUAUGGUGGAAGUGAUCGAGAAGUAUAAAUCAUACAUGCAUAACAGAUUGAAAGGCAUACUCGCUAUGACAGAUUUAGCAAGAAUGCUUCUUGAUCAUGGUCUCAGCGACGAACUACCGGUAUUUGAAGAAAUGAUAGUCAAUAGGAAACAAAAACUGAACGGACAGAAACUGUCAUUUGAGAAGCCUUAUAUGAAAUUUAGUAUACCAACAGAUGAGGAUGUGAUUGUUGAAAAUAUAUUUGGUUGCCUAAAUGUUAUGAAAAAGUCGGAAAGUUUUUGGGAGUUUUGUCCAGCCACCAACAUUUCGACAUCUACUUCUGAUACUGAUCAACAGAUAAGUAACAGAAGCAUUUCUGAGCCAAUAUCUGGUAGAAUGUUAUCACAGACAGACUCCCAAACAACAAAUCCGUUCAUAAAGAUGAAAUCGGUUGGCUCUACGUUAACAUGCAGAUCACCGUCAAUAGAAAAACUCAAAGCAGAACGACUUCCGACUAAACGAAGCAGGAGUUCCUCGGCAAGACGAAGUUUUUCCAAGCAAAUGAGUCCUUCUCAUUCAAGAAGCAGACGUCAGUCUAUAGAAUCUCCAAACGCCGAGGAAGGUCCUUUGUCAGGUGCAGUAUUUUCAAAGCAAUUCUUGCAUCCAAGAAGCCCUUUCACUCAAUCCAACAGAAGGAAUUCUGGAGGAUAUCAAGCAUCAGAUCAACCCGUGUUUUCACCUCCUUGUACCCCAACGAGACAACCUGAUGAUAGAACAUUCAACUACACACUAGAUUUUCCAUCAAACCACAGACGAAAUACUGAAGGCAACAUUGAUUGGGAAAGAGACUUUCUACACACAAGUGAAAUUGAUGCAAAUCGAUAUUCUGACAGUAAUAGAGACACUGCUGUUUUGAAUGAAAGUAUGAGACGUGGUCAACUCGGUGACGACAUGCAACAUACCCGAAAAAUUCUUGCCAUGUGCAAAAAACAGCUUCUGGAAGCACAGACUGAGUCAAAUCCUUUAUCACAAUUUUCAUCACAGGAUGUUCGGGCGGGAAGUCUGCCUUCAUCCCCAAGAGAGCGUUUUGACCAUAUGAAAUUUUCUGUUCGCAAAAAGUCUUCCAAGUGGAGGUCUGAAUCCCGUGGCAGUGUUUCAAGCCUUGAUGGUGAUUAA